UCGCGACCGUCAAAACUUUUAAUUCUUAUCAACGAUCAUAAAGCACGAUCCGAGACACGAGAAACUGACCAAUCAGACAUCACCCCUAAUUUGCUAUAUAAACACACUCUUCCUCAACCACAAUUCAUUCCUCGCUGAAAACUCAAAUCCAAAAAUCAAAAAUCCAAAUACCUUUCGAAAUUUAUCAGAUUCAAUGGUGAAGGCAGAUAAGAAGCCGGCGGAGAAGAAGCCCGCAGCCGAGAAAGCGCCGGCGGCAGAGAAAUCUCCGGCGGAGAAGAAGCCCAAGGCCGGGAAGAAGCUACCGAAGGAAGCCGGCGGCGCCGCCGCCGGAGAGAAGAAGAAGAAGAGGACGAAGAAGAGCGUGGAGACGUACAAGAUCUACAUAUUCAAGGUGCUGAAGCAGGUCCACCCUGACAUCGGCGUUUCCAGCAAGGCCAUGGGAAUAAUGAACAGCUUCAUCAACGAUAUUUUCGAGAAGCUGGCGCAGGAAUCGGCUCGGCUGGCUCGGUACAACAAGAAGCCGACCAUCACUUCCCGUGAAAUUCAGACCGCCGUGAGGCUGGUGUUGCCCGGCGAGUUGGCCAAGCACGCCGUCUCUGAAGGAACAAAGGCCGUCACCAAAUUCACCAGCUCUUGAAAUUGCUGAUGUCUUCAGAUCUAAAAUUAGGGUUUGUGUUUAGAGCGGAAGAUCAUUGCUUCUUUUUUUUUUUUUUUUUUUAUCUGAAAUUCAUCGCCUUUUGAAUGUAAAGAGCUCUAUUUUCUAGACAGUUAUCAAUCUUAAAAUUGUUUUUCAUCCAUUUUAA
Molecule: messenger RNA, 803 nt
Organism: Erythranthe guttata (spotted monkey flower)
Lineage: Eukaryota; Viridiplantae; Streptophyta; Magnoliopsida; Lamiales; Phrymaceae
Product: histone H2B.3-like
Cellular component (GO): nucleosome
Molecular function (GO): structural constituent of chromatin; DNA binding; protein heterodimerization activity
Source: RefSeq, a predicted model, not a curated record